GGCGGGGACUGGAGGGGGGCGCCCUGUGCGGUCCCGGUCCCGGUCCCCGGCGUCCGAGCUCCUCUGCAGCACAGCGCCGGGCACAUGGAGCCUUCCUUGGAGUCAGGGCCCAGAGUCCCCCCGGCCACCUCCGAGCGCCGCGGUCUGCGCUGCCCGCUGCUGUCCGGCUUCCGAGAGGAGCUGCUGGCGCUCAUAAUCUUGGCCGGUCCCGCGUUCCUGGCCCAGCUCAUGGUGUUCCUGAUCAGCUUCAUCAGCUCUGUAUUCUGCGGCCACCUGGGCAAGCUGGAACUGGAUGCCGUCACACUGGCAAUUGCGAUUAUCAACAUCACUGGCAUUUCUGUGGGACAUGGCUUAUCUUCUGCUUGCGACACCCUCAUCUCCCAGACUUAUGGGAGCCAGAACCUGAAGUACGUGGGGGUGAUCCUGCAGAGGGGCACGCUCAUCCUGCUGCUGUGCUGCAUCCCGUGCUGGGCACUGUUCCUCAACACCCAGCACAUCCUGCUGCUCUUCAGGCAGGAUCCAGAUGUGUCCAGGCUUACCCAUGCCUAUGUCAUGAUCUUCAUUCCAGCUCUUCCGGCAGCCUUUCUUUACAUAUUACAAGUUAAAUACCUGCUCAACCAGGGAAUCGUUCUGCCCCAGAUUGUGACUGGAAUUGCAGCCAACCUUGUCAAUGCCUUUGCCAACUAUAUAUUUCUCUAUCAGCUACACCUUGGAGUGAUGGGUUCUGCGCUGGCCAAUACCAUUUCCCAGUUCACCCUGGCUCUUCUCCUCUUUCUCUACAUCCUCUGGAGAAAACUGCAUAAAGCCACUUGGGGAGGCUGGUCCCUCGAGUGCCUGCAGGACUGGGCCUCCUUCCUGCACCUGGCCAUCCCCAGCAUGUUCAUGCUGUGCAUUGAGUGGUGGGCCUACGAGAUCGGGAGCUUCCUGAGUGGUGUCCUCGGCACUGUGGAGCUGGGAGCACAGUCCAUCGUGUAUGAGCUGGCUGUCAUUAUGUACAUGAUCCCUACAGGCUUCAGUGUGGCUGUCAACGUCCGGGUAGGAAACGCAUUGGGUGCUGGAAACAUCGAACAGGCGAAGAAAUCCUCGGUGGUUGCCGUGCUGCUCACAGAGCUCUUUGCUGCAAUCUCUUGUGUCCUGCUGUUAGGCUGUAAGGACGUUGUGGGGUACAUUUUCACUACCAACAGAGACAUCAUUGCUCUGGUGGCUCAGGUGGUCCCAAUUUAUGCCGUGUCCCACCUCUUUGAAGGUCUUGCCUGUACAAGUGGUGGCAUCCUGAGGGGAACAGGAAACCAGAAGAUUGGAGCCAUUGUUAACGCCGUUGGGUAUUAUGUGAUUGGUCUUCCCAUUGGGAUUGCACUGAUGUUUGCGACUGAGCUUGGAGUGGUUGGUCUGUGGUCGGGGAUCAUCAUCUGCACUGUCUCUCAGGCUGUGUGUUUUCUGGCCUUCAUUGCUCGGCUCAACUGGAAACAAGCCUGUCAGCAGGCUCAAGUCCAUGCCAACUUGAAGGCAAAUAUGGUUCCCAACGAAAAUUCUACUGUCUCUCAAGAUCCAGCUCACCCGGUGGGUCCUGAAAUUCAUGGAGAGAUUGUAAUGACAGAUAUAGAAAAGAAAGAGGAGACUCAACUGGAACAACAGAAAGAGGAGACUCAACUGGAACAACCACCUCUGCCGGCCCAUACAAAGGACACCAAAUUGUCUUGGAAACAGUUGGUGCUGCGGCGAGGGCUCCUGCUCCUUGGGGUCCUUUUAGUCUUGCUUGCGGGGAUUUUAGUGAGAGUGUAUGUCAAGAUUCAGUGAUGUGUGUGAGAGGGGCAUUCACUUGUCCAGGCCCAAAGAAUGGACUUUUAGGGACAAUUCUUCAUUCUUGCAAGAAUGCAGUGCCAACCCAUGGAACAGACUGACACACCAUGGGUGUUGGAGGAAUCCGUGCGCAACAAACCUGAACCCUUCCCCUCCUUACGUGCAGUUCUCUCCUCCUUUCCUCACUGGCUGUCUAUUGAAAGUUCAAGUCUGUUUGAUAGAAAUGUCUUCUUUACCCUGCUCCUUGUUAAGGCAAUUUGUGGGUUUCUAAAAGCAAGUGAUUAAACUAUAGGGAGUAACUUCUUCACUGGUAGUUCUUUUGCAGAGUUAGCAUAGAGUUCCAUUCUUAUUUACCCCUUUUCACUUUUGUUUAGAAACCCUUUCAAAUGCAUGACUGCAGCAGACCAUUUAAAAUCUGUUUUACAUGAGGCAAGAUGCAGGUCAAAUGAUACAGUAGGGGUUACCUCCCGAGAAGCCCAUCAGAAGGUGAAAAUAUCCUAAAUCAGGGCUAGUGGUGUAGCACAGUAGUAGAGCAUGUGUUCAGGAUGCUGAAGGCCCUCAGUUCAAUUCCCAGCGCCACCACCACAACAAUAAAAAGGAAGAAAAAAAAUUGUUGACAAUGCAUUUAAUACAUCUUACCUAGAAAGCAUCCUAGUUUAGCAGCUGUACCACAGAUUGUCCAUUGUCUCCAGGACUGAAUCACUGUCCUGGGGUUGUGGCUGUUUGUCUGGCAUCCUGAGAGAGGAUUGUAGUGCAUAUUGUUACCCUGGGAAAAGCUCAGGGUACUUUUCAAGUUUGAAGUACAUUUUCUACUAUGUUUAGCCCUUAAAAUUCAGACCAUCUUAAGUUAGGGACCACUUGUACUUUUGAGCUUAUAGAAAAAUAAUUCAUCGGCUCAGUAACGACAGUUUUCAGCUAAUGUAAUUCAGCUAUGCCUAUGGAUCUUUAAGAACUGAGUAUUCAAAAAAAUUUUAAUGAAGAAAAAGAACUAAGGUAAAUAUUAUAUUUUGGCCCAAGACAGUGUGUGAAAGGUGAUGCUAGUGGAAUAAUCCACCCACCACAGUCCCAACCAUGGAUCACUGUGUGUCUAUGGCCUGCCUAUUUCUCAUGCUUGCUGUUUUCUAGGACACAAACUUAUAUACAAAUUUUAAUUAAUUAAUUAAUUAACUAAUUAUUUUU
Molecule: messenger RNA, 2979 nt
Organism: Octodon degus (degu)
Lineage: Eukaryota; Metazoa; Chordata; Mammalia; Rodentia; Octodontidae
Product: multidrug and toxin extrusion protein 1
Exons: 18
Coding region: 85-1797 (570 amino acids)
Biological process (GO): xenobiotic detoxification by transmembrane export across the plasma membrane
Cellular component (GO): membrane
Molecular function (GO): xenobiotic transmembrane transporter activity; antiporter activity
Source: RefSeq, a predicted model, not a curated record